CCUGUCCCGCAGCCGCCUCUCCGCCUUCGCCGCGCCUCUUAGGAUCGCGUCCAGGAUUGCUCCGGCCCCCGCAGGCAGCUUGAUGGCCCCCCGCCUCGCCGCCGCCGCCGCCGCCCCCCUCCUGCUGGUGCUCCUGCUGCUGCUCGGCGCCCCGCCGGCCGAACCGGCGGGGGUCUUUGAACUCCAGGUGCAUUCCUUCACCACCAGCAACCCCCAGAAAUUCUGCCGGGGGGCUCAGCCCUGCCACCUCUUCUUCCGGGUCUGCCUCAAACACGCCCAGGCUGUGGUCUCCCCGGAGCCCCCCUGCACCUUUGGGGCAGCCCUGAGCAACAUCGUCCUUGCGGACCGUCAUGCCGUGGCUGCCAGCGGACUCAUCCGUGUCCCCUUCCAUUUCAAGUGGCCGGGCACUUUUUCCCUUAUUAUUGAAUCCUGGAGGGCUGAAUCAGGAGAGCCAUCCACAGAAGAUGCCCAGAGGUUGAUCAGCCGGUUGGCGACCCGACGGCGCCUGGCGGUGGGUGAGGAGUGGUCUCAAGACGUGCAGCUGGGGGAUCAGAGCGAGCUGCGCUACUCCUACCACGUCACCUGCGACGAGCACUACUACGGGGAGAGCUGCUCCGAUUACUGUCGGCCCCGGGACGACCCGUUCGGCCACUAUGCCUGUGACGAGCUGGGCCAACGCAUCUGCCUGGUGGGAUGGCAGGGCGACUAUUGCUCAGAACCCAUCUGCCUGGCCGAGUGCAGCCACAGCCACGGCUACUGCGAGACGCCCGGCGAGUGCAAGUGCCGCAUCGGCUGGCAGGGCCCCUCCUGCGACGAAUGCGUCCGCUACCCCGGCUGCCUGCACGGCACCUGCCUGCAGCCCUGGCAGUGCAACUGCCAGGAAGGCUGGGGGGGGCUCUUCUGCAACCAGGACCUCAACUACUGCACCAACCACCACCCGUGCCAGAACGGGGCCACCUGCGCCAACACGGGCCAAGGGAGCUAUACCUGCUCCUGCCCGCCGGGCUUUGUGGGCACCAGCUGCGAGGUGGAGGUCAACGAAUGCGACAGCAGUCCCUGCAGGAAUGGAGGCAGCUGCAGCGAUCUGGAGAACGACUACAAGUGCACCUGCCCGCAGGGCUUCUACGGCAAGAACUGUGAAAUCAGUGCCAUGACUUGUGCCGAUGGGCCAUGCUUCAACGGAGGGACCUGCAUGGAGAAACACUUCGGGGGCUACACGUGUCGCUGCCCACUGAACUACCACGGCUCCAACUGUGAGAAAAAGAUAGAUCGGUGCAGCAACAACCCCUGUUUGAAUGGUGCCCGUUGCCUGGACCUUGGUCGGAGUGUGCUCUGCAAGUGCUAUCCGGGGUUUGCUGGCUCCCGCUGCGAACUGAAUAUCGACGAUUGUGCCUGCAACCCCUGUGCUAACGGGGGCACCUGCAUCGACGGCCCCAACUCCUACUCCUGCUCUUGCACCCUGGGCUACGGGGGGAAGGACUGCAGCGUGCGCAUGGACGCCUGCAUCUCCAGCCCCUGCCAGAACAGCGGCACCUGCUACACUCACUUCUCUGGCCACGUCUGUGAGUGUCCAGCAGGCUUCAUGGGCUCCAGCUGCGAGUUCCGCGUCCAGCUGCCCACGCCCGUCAGCAGCCAAUGGAUGGCCGAGGGACCCUUCCCCACCGCCAUGGCCGUCUCCUUUGCUCUGGGGCUGUUGACCUUGCUGCUGGCGGCCUGCGCCAUCCUGGUGGUGCUUCGGCACAUGAGGAAUGGGCCUCACCCUCUGAAAAGCCGCGUGUGCAACGACCUGGCGGCUGUCAACAACUUCAGAGACCGGGACAACUGCCUCCUUUCACGCGGCUGCUUUAAAGUUUCCAACAAGGAGGCCCGGUUCCACAGGGACCGGUUCAACUGCAAGAGGAAGCUCCUGGAUCAGAGUUACGAGUCCAUUUGCAAGAAGCUGGACAACAAACCGUCGGAGCCCAGCUGGCCCGUGGCUGCGGAGUGUCCGAAGGACGGUGCUUACCACCCCAUCUACAUCAUCCCCGGCCAGGUGGAGCCCUGCGUUUACGCCACAGAGGUCUAAAGAAGAUCCACCUGCCGAGCCUCGGACUCUGGCCUCUGUCCACUAUUUUAUUUUAAUUCUUUUCAGCUAAAGGAAUGUUUACAGAUUGCGCACACUGCAUGGACUCCUGGAGCAGUCAACGACGUGCUAAUAAUUAUUUUUGAAAUCACUAGAGUAUUAUAAGAAAGACUCCUUUUUUAAAGGAAGAUAUUUAAUAUUUAUUCUUGCUGCUAUUUUUAUAGUUAUUGUUGUUAUUGUUAUUAUUAUUAUUAUAUUAUUAUUAUUAUUGGCAUCGAGAACAAGAGACAGAACUGUUGGAUCUGACUGGAACGGAAAUGACCAAGAGAUUGGAAGAAAAAAAUGCAAAGCGAGAGCCGGAUUUCAAAGAAAUUUGUCUUUUUUUUUCGGGCGAAAAAAGAGAAGCUGAUUUGGGGAAAAAAGGAAGAUGAGAAAGAAAUAAAACUGCACUAGGGUUCUCUGAAUGGGGAUAAAAGGCAGGUCCUUUCCCUACAUAAAUGCUGGAACCGAAGUUGGUUUUUGUGACGCUUAAUUCUUUUUUCUUUUCUUUUUUCUGGUGUCAGUCCGGUGGGAUUUUUCCUGGUCCACUAGAAAAAGAAAAACAUUGCUUGGGACAGAAAGCUCUAAAGCAGGGGUCCUCAACCGUGGCAAUUUCAAGACUUGUGGACUUCAACUCCCAGAAUUCCUCAGCCAGCAAAGCUGGCUGAGGAAUUCUGGGAAUUGAAGUCCACAAGUCUUGAAGUUGCCAAGGUUGCGGACCCCUGCAGUCUAAAGGACAGCAUUAGAUUCCAGCUCUGCCUUUGAUUUGAUUUGAUUGAAGCAGAAAAGUUUGGUUUGGUGACCAAGAAACGGCAGGGCCAGCUCAGGAAUAUGCAGUGUUAGAAAUGAAGGCAAUUACAGGUAGUCCUCGCUUAGUGACCAUUUGAAGUGACAAUGGCACUGAAAAAAGGGAUUUAGGGCCAUUUUUCAGUUACGACCGCUGCAGUCUCCCCAGGGUCACCUGAUCCAAAUUCAGCGGUUCCCUUAACGUCUGUGGCCAAGAAAGGUCAUAAAAUGGGGCAAAAUUCACUGAACAAAUGUCUCGCUUUGCAACAGAAAUUUGGGCCUCAAUUCUAGUCGUAAGUCGAGGACUACCUGUAGGCACAUAGAAGUCUAAUAAAGUAAAUAAAUAUUUUUUGCUGAUGGUGCGUUGACCAAGCCAUGCCCGUCUGAAAAUGGCUUCUCCCUGGUUAUGCCACCUUUUGCCACACGAGGGCAGCACCAGGAAGCAACAGAUUCUAGAGCUGUUUUCUCUGGAGAGACCCCCACCAUCAUUUCUUGUCCGGCUUGAUGACCUCUGUAUUUCCCCGAAAGCCACCCUACACUGACCCGCUCUAGACCUGCAGAAGAUUUUGGCUCAACCAAAUGUUUGUUCUGCAAUCUAGCUCGGGACGGUCCUUCUCAGCCAUUAAAAUAUAUAUAAUUUUUCAAGAGAAGAUCGAUCCACCUUGGACUGGCAGUGGACAAUUUGCAGAGGGAAGCGUUUGUCGUUGCAAUGGGUAAACACGUUUCGGGAAGAGCUUGCGAUUGGUUCUGGUACUGAAUCAAACGUUCCUGAGCUCUGGAUAUGCUCAGAGGCACCCAGGUCCUUAAUUCUUAGCAGGCUUGCAUCCCUAGUUUGCAUGUGUUUUCUGUUGCUUGAUCUCAGGGUCAGAAUCAAAAAUGGAAUUGUGGAAAGAAAUCAAAGAAAAACAACUCAGAUUCCGCUGAUCUGGAACCUCCCACCCCUGCCUUAGAGUUCCCUGGGUGUGGAGGGGAGGAUGGGAAUUUGAACCCCAAUUGGACGAUGAAGAAUUACUACGAAGGGCUUCGGUUUUUCCCUUGCAUUAAGUGCUUUUCUAUAAAAUUUCAGCAACUGCAACCAAUAGAAUCUGUGGCCGUUUACAUAAAAACUUGUGCGCACGUUGUAAGUUGCUUGUCCAUUGUGUUAAUUUUGUUUCAACAUUUUGGGGCGGUUUUGUUUUUUGAGAAGGGACCUUACCAUUUUCUUUUCGCCAGUUAUGGAAAAGUUAAGAUUUUUUUCCCCAAAAAAAGAGUGAGCAUUUUUUGGAAUGAAAACCGAAGUAUGAAGAGACAGAAUCCUACUUUUAAAGCAUCGCUUAUAUAGCAACAGAGUCAUCUUAAUUUAAUUUGAAGCCCCGUGGCAGCUGCCUUUUUGGUUUAUUUCAAAAAAUUUAAAUGUGUAGCCUCGGAUGGUAAAAAUCAAGAAUUUUAAACAUCCCAAGGAGGGCAGCAGUUCUUUUUAAAUUAUCUCUCCCUCCCCUAUAUUUCUUCUUUUAAUUUAAAAACAAACAAAAAUAUUGUACAGUAUUAAAAAAAAGGAAAAAAGAAAAGCCUCCUGGAGAUAAUUAUAUAAAUAUUUAUGUUGUUUUUGUGUAUAUUUAUGUGUUCUCUUGAUGUAUCUUUUCCCAGCUUCUGUAACUAUUCUGUGUGGAGUUUUUUAAAGUGUGUUUUCUCGCAAAAGAAAGUUAUAUAAAAUAUCUAUUUUGCGCAA
Crotalus tigris (Tiger rattlesnake) is the source of this 4595-nucleotide messenger RNA. RefSeq names its product delta like canonical Notch ligand 3 (gene DLL3). The record is from RefSeq and is a predicted model, not a curated record. The transcript has 9 exons. The coding region runs from base 83 to 2065 and encodes 660 amino acids. Gene Ontology annotation, molecular function: calcium ion binding. Lineage: Eukaryota; Metazoa; Chordata; Lepidosauria; Squamata; Viperidae. Gene Ontology annotation, biological process: cell communication; multicellular organism development; Notch signaling pathway. Gene Ontology annotation, cellular component: membrane.